Messenger RNA from Trichomonas vaginalis G3, 2412 nucleotides. Its product is annotated as protein kinase protein. The coding region runs from base 1 to 2412 and encodes 803 amino acids. Gene Ontology annotation, biological process: protein phosphorylation. The transcript has a single exon. The record is from RefSeq and is a predicted model, not a curated record. Gene Ontology annotation, molecular function: ATP binding; protein kinase activity. NCBI's taxonomy places the organism in Eukaryota, Parabasalia, Trichomonadida, Trichomonadidae.
AUGAAUGAAACCUCUUCAAGUCAAAACGAAUUUAAUGACUUGGAGGUUGAUAUAGAUAACUAUGAGAAAGUAAAACAAAUUGGCCGAGGUGGUUCUGCGAUUGUUUAUCUUGCCCGAGAUAAAAAUUCAGAUGAGCUUGUAGCAUUGAAAGAAUUUACAGGAACCAUAACCAAGAAGUCAAUUAAGAUUAUUAAACGAGAAAUAUCAACGCAAAUUCAAAUAGAUCAUCCUUUUGUUAUUCAUUUAAUCGGAUAUUCGAAUUUUGAACCAUUUACAAUAAUAGAAGAAUAUGCGCCUCAAGGUACACUAUUUAAAUAUCUUCAUAGUAGUAGCAAAUCACGUUUCCUUGAUGCAACAAGAAAAACUAUCAUUGCAAUGGGAAUUGCACAUGCGAUGGCAAUACUACACAGCCAAGGUUUUAUCCACAGAGAUCUCAAAUCUACAAAUAUUCUUCUUGAUAAAUACUUUUAUCCAAAAAUUUGUGAUUUUGGAAUUUCCAGAGAAAUAAAGAACGAUGAAACUCUUACACGCAAUGUUGGUGCUCCUCAAUGGAUGGCACCAGAAGUAUUUACAAGCGGAAAUUACAGUUUUCCAUCAGAUGUUUACUCAUAUGGAUCAUUAUUAUAUGAAAUAUGCACAGGAACAACUCCUUGGGACUCAAUUAGUAUUUCUAAGAUAGAGAAAGUUGUUACAGAAGGUCAAAGACCAAAAAUUCCAAAUAAUUGUCCUAAAUCUAUCAAAAAAUUAAUAAAACGUUGCUGGGAAGAUGAUCCUGAUUCACGUCCUACAUUCAGUGAGAUAUACAAACAGUUCAAAGAUCGACAAAUCAUUUUUGAAGGCUGUGAUGAUGGCGAAAUCACAUUUCUUGAUCGAAAACUGAAUCAAAUUAAUCAAAAAAUGUUUUCAAAUUCAUCAAAACGAAAACAAACAGACACAAACAAACCUAAAUCAAUAGAAAAUAAACAGAAAAAGAAAAUCAAUGAAAAUAGCAGUAAUUUUGUUGAUUUGUCAGUUAUUAAAAACACACGAGAUUUCUUUUUCAGGGCAGAACUUAAAAAAGCAUCAGAACAUCUUAUGAAAGUCCAAUCUCGAUCAUUUUUCAAAGUUAUCAAACAAUUCAUUUUAAAACCUGCCAUGAAAUCAGAGAUGAUUUGUUUAUUCACAUGUGUUUCACAAGUUAUUCAAAAUCAAUUUCAUUUUGAAACAUUCAUUUCUAUGAAAAUUCACGAGAUCCUUCCAUUUUCCAAUGAAUCUUUUAUUGACUCAUUAUUAGAUAUUGUUUUGUUUAUUUCAGAGAAAGAUCCAACUAUUUUAGUUGAAAAUUAUGAAAAACAGUUCAAAAUCAUUAUGAAAAUGCGACCAUAUAAACUAAUUAUCAUCUUUUCACACAUGAAAGAUAUUAUUAUUGGUUCUUCCAUCGAAAAUUUCAUCAUUCAUUACUCAGAUUUUUUUAUCCGAACAGAUUGUAGUCGUGAAUUCAUUUCUCUUAUCUUUGAACUAUGUCAAAACAAUGAAUUCAUAGAUGAUCACAGAGAAGAUGUUUUCAACAUCUUCAAUCGAGGACUUUCAUCAUCUCAAUGUACAGAUCUUUGUAUGAAUUGUCUUAGUCACUUUCACAAAACAUUCGAAACAGGUUUUUCAGAAAUUGAUUAUGAUAGUUUAAGUUUAUAUUUAGUUGAUGACGAAUUUCGUUCAUCUGCGUUAGAUUUUGUUCUUCACAUUGAAGAACUUCCACCAUUACGAAAUUUGAUUCGUAGUUUGUUGUUUUGUUCUAAAUUUGAUGAACGAGGUACAUUGUGUCUUCUUAAUAUCAUUUCAUUAGAAGAAGGUGCUCGUGAACUUGUUUUUUGCAAGAAGUGGAUUAAUCGCGACAAUCCAACAAUAUUCGGAACACUUAAACUUGUUUUAGGUAUUUUAGUUCAUGAUCAAUUGAUCUCAGAUCUUCAAAAGAUCGACUCAUUUUGUGAAUUCUUAUCUCGAUUGAUUGAUGAAUGUGAUGAUCGAAUCUUAAUCCACAUCUCAGUUAUUUUAUCCAAGUUAAAUAUUGAUUAUGAAUUCACAGAAGAACUAAAGAAGAGUCAGACCGUCAAUAAGAUUUGUGAACGUUUAUUGAGAUUUGAUAUUCAUAGUUGUGAAUAUUUAUCAUGUAUUGAAUGUGUUUGUACACUUUCCGGAUUUCAAUUUUUCUCUGAAUUUUUUGACAUCAUUCCAAAACUUAAAGAAACACUUAAUUCAGACAGCGAAAGUGUUCCUAUGACUAUUUAUGCUAUCACAACACUUUCUAAAUACAAAGAAUUUUCAGAUAUAAUGAAACAGAUGAAAUUUGACAAAUAUUUCCGAAUAUUAAUGAAAGACUCAUAUUACAAAGUCUAUGCUAAACGAUAUUUCAAACACAUGUCCAAUUAUGAGUAA